AUGCUACAGGAUCUGCUGACAGGAGUGGAGAAGACCAGUCUGAUACUUGUAACAGAUAAUGCAUUGUGCCCAGGCAGACAUCUGCUGCUGAACUGGAUUGAUCAUCUGGGAACUAGAUGUGAUAAACUAAUCCUGGUGUGUUUUGAGCGACACCCGGACUUUUUCAAGAACUGGCUGCCACUAGAUGUUCAGAAAAAGAUGACCCUUAUUGAUGGAAGAAAAACAGCAGAUAUAGGAAGGACUAAUGUUGAUCUCAUGGCUGAUGUGACAAGUGAAGUAUCACGUACUGGAGGCAGUGUUGGGGUUGUGAUAGAUUCAGUUUCCAUGCUUCUUCUAGUCAAGUCGACUCCUAUCACAUGUUCUUUCCUCCACAACAUCGCCGCAGGAAGUCAAGUUACUCAAGUGGUUGCCUUAUUACACAGAGAUGUCCAUGAUCAGAACACUUGUAGACUUCUGGAACAUGUUGCCCCCACCGUUGUAGAGAUGGCCUCUACAGGAGGGGCUCAGUACACCUGCUGUAUUAGACACUGUCGACCCACUGGAAAAGUGUUAAAAUCUAGGGAAUACUUUUACACAGAUGAUAGCUUUCACAUCUACAACUUUGGCAGUGCUACAUCUCAGGACGGUUCAUCUCAGCACAAACCUCAGGAUGAUCUGACCAGCAAGCUGCCCUUCAAUUUGUCAUUAACAGAUGCUGAAAAGGAUGCUCGGAGUAAAGUGAAGCUGCCAUACCUUAAAGAUGGAAGUGGCGAUUCUGAAGCAUCAAGUGGAAGAAUUUUCUACCAGCCUGACGACGUAGACGACUUUGACGAAGAGGAUCCAGAUGAUGAUCUGGAUAUCUGA
Messenger RNA from Candidula unifasciata, 843 nucleotides. The record is from the annotation of a GenBank genome assembly. NCBI's taxonomy places the organism in Eukaryota, Metazoa, Mollusca, Gastropoda, Stylommatophora, Geomitridae.